Penicillium cataractarum is the source of this 1869-nucleotide messenger RNA. RefSeq names its product putative AP-3 adaptor complex subunit mu. NCBI's taxonomy places the organism in Eukaryota, Fungi, Ascomycota, Eurotiomycetes, Eurotiales, Aspergillaceae. Gene Ontology annotation, cellular component: cytoplasmic vesicle; clathrin adaptor complex. The record is from RefSeq and is a predicted model, not a curated record. The coding region runs from base 1 to 1869 and encodes 622 amino acids. The transcript has 3 exons. Gene Ontology annotation, biological process: intracellular protein transport; endocytosis.
AUGAGCGGCGAGAUCGAUGCCCUCUACAUAUUUGACGAGCACAACGCCCCUCUCGUCGAGCAUGUUUACCGAUCCCGCCCGCCAUCGGCCGCGGCCAUCCUGCCCCUCUACCUCGCUCAUGCUGCCCCGCGACCGUCCUUGAUAUAUCUCCCCGGGACUACACCUCCAGUGACAGUUUUCUCAACUGUGCAGUCCAAUCUUCUGUUCCUCGCUGUGUCCGAGGUAGAUACGGAGCCGCUCUUGGUUCUGGAGUUCCUGCAUCGCGUGGUCGAUGUACUCGAGGAGUUUGUCGGCGCUCCAUUGCUAUCUACCAAGAUACAAGCCAAUUAUGAGGUUGUAGCCCAGCUACUUCAUGAGAUAUGUGAUGGCGGAGUGGUGUGUAACACCGAGCCCAAUGUCUUGCAAGAAGUCGUGGAGGUGCCGGGGUGGAUGGGGAAGCUCCUCGGAGGUAUCAGCGUGCCUGGCACAUCGGCGCCUACGCUUGGAACAACCAACCCUCUAAAGCAAUCGCUGGCUGCAGCCAGCGCAGCCCAAGGCCCCGCAAUUCCAUGGCGGCGCUCUGGGGUUCGACACACCUCCAAUGAGCUAUAUGUCGAUAUCAUCGAAUCUUUAUCUGUGACAAUGGCUCCUUCUGGCAGGUUACUUUCCGCAUUGGUUUCGGGGACUAUCGCCUUCACCGCAAAGAUAUCUGGUGUGCCGGAUUUGCUUCUGUCAUUAUCAGCGCCAGGUGGUCAACAAUCCCUCGCGCGCAAGAUUGAACUACCCGUGUUCCACCCGUGUGUUCGCCUAGCUCGUUGGCGGGAUCGACCGGGUGAGCUCAGCUUUGUACCUCCGGAUGGACGGUUUAUUCUAGCAGGCUAUGAAGUGGAUCUACUCCCCAUAGACCCGAGUCUCGAUCAACCGCCUAGUCACAUGGAGAAGCUGUUCCUUCCUGCGAUUGUGGAUAUUAGAAAGGGACUGGGACCUUCCGGUGCAGACUUUGAAGUACGACUGACUCUGAAUACAAACUUCCCGGGGCAGACUUCAUCAUCGCGGCCAGCUGCGUCGCGCGGUGGAUCGGGAACAUCAACGCCCUCCUUCCUUGGUGGCGGUAGCGGAAACUCCUCUGGGCCGGUUCUGGAGGAGGUAGUCGUGACCGUUCCUAUUUCUAAAUCUGUGCGGCACAUCACGGACAUGCAGGCCAGUCGCGGUGAUGCGCAGUUCACCCAUGCUAGCGGUCUUCUCGAAUGGCGAGUUCCGACAGGCAAGGAUGCUGGGACGAUAUCCGGUACCGCAACCCUUCGCUGUACUGUGUCCGGCUACCCGUCCCCGGAUGAAGAUCUGGACGAUAGUCUAGAGGAUGAAGAUGCCGAUACAAACCUCCUUCAGGGCUACUACGAGGCCCCUACUUCCUAUGACCCAUCUACCAGCACUACCAGGAAGAGCCGAGACCCUUCCAAACGAAAGAAGAAAAAGAAGAAGUCCAGCAAAAAGUCCCGGGCGGCUGAAGAAACCGGGGAGACCCCUGCUGACGGCGCAUCGGAAGAACGAACCAAAGCUAAAACUCCAUCCCCCAACCAUUCCAAACCUCACACACCGCAACCUCAAGCCCUCGCGCACUCUUCCUCUCAGCUUCCAGCCUUCUUCACGCCUUCUUCUUCUACCUUCCGCUCUACUCCCCGCAGAACCAAAGCCCAAAUCAACGCCAGCCUGAUGCCGAACUCAGCCUCGGUCUCCUUCUCCGUGCGCGGCUGGCUUCCAUCCGGUAUCAAGGUCGAGAGUCUAAACAUUGAUCAACGCCGCAGUCGUGGUCUAGGAGAGAGUGUCAAGCCAUAUAAGGGGGUGAAAUACCUCUGUGUAAGCAAACGCGGAGUGGAGCGACGCUGUUAA